Molecule: messenger RNA, 1850 nt
Organism: Selaginella moellendorffii
Lineage: Eukaryota; Viridiplantae; Streptophyta; Lycopodiopsida; Selaginellales; Selaginellaceae
Product: protein MIZU-KUSSEI 1
Exons: 1
Coding region: 340-1212 (290 amino acids)
Biological process (GO): hydrotropism
Source: RefSeq, a predicted model, not a curated record
CCACUUUGUUUUUUCGGGCUUGUCUAGCGUCAGGGAAAAAAAGGCGCUGUUUGAUCGACACAGUCUAGGAAAUCGAGAGAGGAGAGCGAGCAUGGAAGAAUCGAUUUGAGUGGCUUGGGAGCUACUGGAUUGCCUGCCAAGCAAGGCCGCUUAAAUCGCGAGCUGGUUCUUGAUUGAUCAAUCGUUUCCAGGAAAAAAAGUUCACUUUUUCUCUCGAAAAUCUUUGUAGAGCUCUUCUUGGGUUCUUUGAUCAAUCGCCUCAAGUUCCUUCCUUGAUUCACAGCAACGGAAAAGAAAAGCUUUUCUCUCUGGGAAGAGAAAAAGAGGAGCUCGCUAGCUAUGGGGGUGGCACCGAUGAUUGCCGGCGGGGGCCGGCCGAGAUCGGUCAAGAUGGUAGAUUUGAGCAAGCAGGACAACAUAAUCGACGAGCCCACCAGCGUCCACUGCGAGAAGGACGUCAAGUGCUGGAGAUCUCUCGCCUCGAUGCUGGGCUCUCUCGUGAUCCCCUGCUGCUGUGGCUGCAAGCUCCAAUUCGAGACCAAGAUCCGGAGCUCCUCCACCUCCUCCUCCUCCUCCGCCACCACCACCACAUCCCCUCCAAUCUCCUCCAAUUCCUCCUCCAAGGACCACGAUUCCUCCUCCAAGCGAUCCUCCUCGGUCGUCACCGGCACCAUCUUUGGCCAGCGCAAAGGCAAGGUGGUGAUGAGCAUCCAGGAGGAUCCCCGCGAGCCGCCCGUGAUGCUCCUGGAGCUGGCCAUGCCCACCGUCCUCCUCGUCAAGGAGAUGUCCUCGGGGCUCCUCCGGAUCGCGAUGGAAUGCGAGAAGAGGCACGAAUCAUCAAACGAGCCAUGCUCGCCAAGGAAGAAGAAUCACCGCCACCACCAGCGCGACCGGCAUCUCUACUCGGAGCCAGUGUGGACGAUGUACUGCAAUGGGCGCAAGGUUGGAUUCGCGGUGAGGAGGCCCUUCACGGAGCCCGACAGGGCCGUGCUGGGAUUGAUGCAAUCGGUCUCGAUGGGCGCUGGAGUGAUCCCCGUCCAGAGCUCCUCCGGGGAUCCCGCGGGUUCGGAUGAUCAGGAAUUGGACGAGCUCAUGUACAUGCGCGCUACGUACGAGCGAGUAGUGGGAUCCGCGGACUCGGAGUCGUUCCACAUGAUCAAUCCGGAUGGCUCCCCAGGCCAGGAGCUCAGCAUUUUCCUCCUCCGAGCCUAGAAGAAGAAGAAGAAGAAGAAGAAUCUUUCUUCCCCGUGAUCACCGGAAGAACAAGGUAGAGCACGAUGCAUGUUUAAACAAGAAUAAUUUCCCUGGCUUUGUGUGUUUCUUUACAUUGGGGGCGGGAGAAUUUGGAGGUGGGCGAUCCAUCCAUUUGGGCUCGCUCUCCGGGCGCCAUCGAAUCGAUUCGAGGGUCACAUUCUGUCCAGCUGGACGAAUGGAUCGAUGGAUUGAUCGACGCGCGCUAUAUAGCUUUUACUAUGCAUAGAAUAGGAUAGUUGGGCGCGGUUUUCUUUCUUCCUCGGGCUUUUCUAGAUUGAUCUUGAUCGAUUGGCACCCGAGUUGUUUAAGCGAAUUUGUGUGAGGCCAGCAUUCCUUGUUCGUGAUCUCCUGGUACACAAGGAGUGCAUCGAAAUCACUCGACGACACAAAACGCACACCCCCGAAAAAUUCCGUGUUCUAUAAAAGAAACGGGGGGGAAUAUUCGUGGAGAUCCUCCCCGCAGGGCCACACAUUUCUGGUUGCAAGCACCCGAUUUGCAGUUGAAGCGAAAUCUUCUGGCCAAAUGGCUAUGGUCCACAGGCUACUUCUUGAAAACUAUAUUCGUAUGCUUUUAUAAUAAAAGUAUGAAUAGUGUA